Molecule: messenger RNA, 1866 nt
Organism: Aspergillus nomiae NRRL 13137
Lineage: Eukaryota; Fungi; Ascomycota; Eurotiomycetes; Eurotiales; Aspergillaceae
Exons: 4
Coding region: 1-1866 (621 amino acids)
Source: RefSeq, a predicted model, not a curated record
AUGGCCGACGACGAAGAGCGCACCAAGGCCGAGAAGCUAGCCGCCGCGAAAAAGAGGGUCGCGCAACUACAGAAGCAGAAGAAGAAGGCGAAUAAGAAAUCAUCUAGUUCUGAGGCUUCUGCGGCUAAGGAGUCUUCGCCGAGCACUGAAGACAAACAACAAGCGAAUGAAGAAGAGCAGCCACAAUCCCCGAAAGAGGAAUCGGAGUCGAAACCAACAGACGACGUGCAAGAUAAGGCUGAAGAGCAACAACAAGAUGAACCUGAACAACCUCCCGCCGCCGCCGAACAACCCACCUCCCCUUCCCCCCCCUCAACGGAGCCCCAGCCCGCCGUCAAAGCAGACACGCCGUCGCGCCACGGCCGCCAGCCUUCGCUGUCGAUCCAGUCGAAGAUGAGGUCGUCGUCGUUCCGGAAGGGGUCCGUCUCGCAGGGUAGUGCGUCGCCGCCGUCUGCGAUGCUGAAGUCGCCUUCUUUGCCGCCGUUGACGGCUGACGGGGACUCUGUGCAUGAGGUGUAUCGGAAGCAGGCGGGGCGGAUUGAAGAGGUGGAGAAGGAGAACCGGAGGUUGGAGAAGGAGCUUGAGGAGGCGACGGGCCGGUGGAAGAAGACGGAGGAGCAGUUGGAGGAGUUCCGCGAGGCGAGUGUCGAUGUUGCGGAGUUGAAGGAGAAGUUGGCGAAGGCUGAGGAGAAGGUGGGGGAGGUUGAGGAGUUGAAAGCGGAGAUUGCCUCACUGCAGAGACAGAACUCGCAUCUGCAGAAGACGCAUCGGAGUACUGCGUCGCCCGCCUCGGCGGAGUCCCCUCCUGCGGACCUUGUGCAGCAGCUUGAGUCGAAGUCUGCUACUAUUGAGGCUAUGGAGCUUGAGAUCUCGAACCUGCGCGCCCAGCUUACGGAUCAGUCUUCAUCUAGUAGUGCGCACGAGGCGCAGAUCAAGGCUCUGGAACAGAAGCUAUCAAGCAGCGAAGCAGCGCUGGAGAGUGCACAGAGCGAACUCACGGAGACUAAGAAUGCCUUAACCCGUGCCUCAGAGAAAGCCGUCAAGGAAGGGGUGGAUAAGACCUCCACAGAAACCCAGAUCAAGAACCUAGAACGGGAGCUCUCGGAAGCAAAGGAAGGCAAAUCCGAAUCCGAGAAGAAGAUCGAAACGCUGGAGAAAAAGAUCGAAGCAAUGGAACAAGAGGUCGCACAGCUCCGGAGUCGACUAGCCAGCGCCGAGAAUGAGAAUCUCCGGUUGAAAGAAGAGCAGGAGACGCUUCGCAAGCGCAACGCCGUUGGCGCGGACGACGACGGCAUCGAUGAACUCGAGGACGAAGAACGGUCCCGGCUGGAGCGCCGAAUCCGCGACCUGGAAGGCGAAAUCUUUGACCUCCGGCGCGGGGUAUGGAAGGAGAAGCGCGAGGAACUUGCCCAUGGCCGUGAACCGAGCGUCGCUUAUGCUUCCAAUGCCAACCAGGCUGCGAAUGCAUUCGACGAUGUUGACCUCAUCGGUGGAGCUCCUGAGCAUGCCCGCCGACGCAGCAUGCAGCAGCACUCGUCCUUCUCGACUGUACUCUCUAGCGGACUCGCUGCCUUCACUGGAAGUAACACACAUGGAAACAGAGCGCGCGCGCCCUCGAAUAAACAGCACCCCCCGGCUGCACGGGGCAGCCUCGAACUCCUAUCCGAGGAGAACUUGGACGACGAGUUUGACGAGGCAGAGUUUGCCCGCGCCCAGGCCGAGGAAGAAGCACGCAAGCGCGUGGAAUGGGUCCGCGAGAUCAAGAAGAAGCUCAAGGACUGGCAUGGCUGGCGACUGGAUUUGGUUGAUAGUCGGGCUGGAGCAGAAGGGGCUGGAGUGGGAAUGGGUGAGAUAUUUGAGAUCUAG